CAUAAGAUCUGCCCUAUCGGGAACCUUCUGAGGCGCCAGAAACCCUAUCCCUUCAAACCGAACCAGUUCGUUCCUCUCGAAGGUCCAAUUGGCCUCUCGGGUUUGUUCCCAAGCCCAAUCUCCCUCUCUCUCCUCCCUCCCUCCCUCUCUCUAAACCCUCGAUCGCUCUCCGGUGGGCUCUGUAGCUCGGUCUCCGAGCUUCCACCUUCGACUCCGCGUAUUGGUUUCGCAAUUUCGGUCCCUUCUUCUGGCUGGUAAAGCAGAGAUUUUGAGACGAAAAAGAGAAAAUGGUGACCCCUGAUGUGAAGAACGAUCCCGUUCGUCUAGAUUCUCAUCCUAGCAAUAAUCUGGCAACUUCUGAACCUGUUCCUGACAGUAAGUUGGAAGAUUUUGAAUCUCAGCCUGACAAUGAUCACUCGAGUAGCGAAACAGCUGACCAGGGGCUUCAAACGUCCAAGAGCCAGGCCGCUAGUGAGAAAGCACCUGCCAAUCAAUCUGUAAAUUCUGAAUCAGAGACUAACAACAAGCCAGGUGAUUUCGAGGCUCAACUCAACAAUCAGUUCGUUCAUUCCGAGGCACCACCCACCAGUCAGUUGGUCAACCCUGACGCCCACCUAGUUAGCUCUGAAGCUCCUCCUGAAAAGAAACUCGCUCCCGAAGAUCCACCCAGCGGCCAGCUGGUCAAUUCCGAGGCACCGCCGAACAGUGAUCAGGAUAAUUCUGAAACAAGAGCCAGCAAUGAGGUGAUUAGUUCUGAUCCGCAUUCCAGCAUCGAUGUGAUUAUUUCUGAAACACCACCGGGCGCCGAGGUGGUUGUGUCUGAAACUCAGCCCAAUAAUGACGUGGGUAUGUCCGAAACACAACCCAGCAACGAAGCAGCCAAGCCUCAAGCGCAGCCUGGCAACGAGGUGGCCAUGCCGGAGGCACAACCUGGCAAUGGCGCUUUCAUAUCUGAAACAGAGACUAGUGAUAUCGUAAUGUCUGAAGCAAAUUCCAUAACGCAUCCCAACAAUCAGUUCGCCCAUCCUGAACAUCUUCCCAAUAAUCAGUUCACUAAUUUCCACAUGCUUGAUGAAAAUCAGAUGCCAAUUCCUGAAUCGCUCCAUAAUUUUGAUACUGAACCGCUGCAAAACGACCAUCCCACGGACACCAAGCCCAUACUCGACAAUAAUCUGGCUCAUUAUGAGACGUUGCCAAACAAUCAUCUGACACAUUCUGGGACGAUGCCCAAUCAUCAGCUGUCGAACUCUGAAUUUCUAUCCCAUGAUCAGUUGGCAGAUUCUCAAAUGUUGUCUCACUAUGAGAUAGCAAACGGUGAAGCAGGGAACAACAAUGAACUAGUUGUUUCUCAAUCGCAGUAUGAGAUAGUAAAUUCUGAGACCCCUCCAAACUAUGAGAUAAUAGAUGCUUCUGCGCAGCACAAUGACGAUGAACGUACCCCUGAAACUCAGCCAAACAAACGGAGGAAAAAGAAAUCUUUAGUCUGGGAGCACUUCACCAUAGAAACCGUCAGUCCUGGAUGUAGAAGGGCAUGCUGCAAACAAUGCAAGCAAAGUUUUGCCUAUAGUACAGGUUCAAAAGUUGCUGGUACCAGCCACCUCAAACGCCACAUUGCUAAGGGUACCUGCUCGGCUCUUCUUCGUAACCAGCAGCAGAAUCAAUUAUCUCCUUAUACUCCACGAGGAAGAGGAAGCGGAGGUGGCAGUGCUAUUGAUACACCAAAAAGACGUUAUAGAUCCCCUAGCACGCCUUACAUGAUAUUUGAUCAAGAUCGAUGUCGCCAUGAGAUUGCUAAAAUGAUCAUCAUGCAUGAUUACCCCCUUCACAUGGUAGAGCACCCGGGAUUUGUUGCCUUUGUCCAAAAUCUACAGCCCCAGUUCAAUAUGGUAACCUUCAACACCAUCCAAGGAGAUUGUGUUGCAGCAUAUCUGAGAGAAAAGCAGAACCUUAUGAAGCAUUUUGAGGGACUAUCAGGACGAUUUUGUCUGACAUUAGAUAUGUGGACGUCCAGUCAGUCUGUGGGGUACGUAUUUAUUACCGGGCAUUUUGUUGAUAUUGAUUGGAAGUUGCAGAGGCGAAUUCUCAAUGUUGUUAUGGAACCCUACCCUGAUUCCGACUCGGCACUCAGCGAUGCUGUUUCUGCUUGUGUGUCUGAUUGGAGAUUGGAAGGAAGACUCUUUUCUAUCACUACUAAUCAGGCGCUGAAUGGUGGUGCUCCUGAAAAUCUCAGACCUUUACUCUCGGUUAAAAAUCCGCUUAUCCUCAAUGGUCAGUUGGUGCUUGGCAACUGCAUUGCCCGUAAUUUAAGCAGUGUUGCAACCGAUUUAUUGGGAUCAGCACAAGAAAUAGUCAAGAAAAUUCGUAGUAGUGUAAAAUAUGUGAAAACUUCAGAAUCACGUGAGGAAAAGUUCCUGGAGCUUAAGCAGCAACUUCAGGUUCCCAGCGAAAGAAACCUGUUUAUCGAUGACCAGACUCAAUGGAAUACAACAUACCAAAUGCUUGUGGCUGCUUCUGAGUUGAAGGAAGUAUUUUCUUGUUUGGAUACUUCUGAUCCUGAUUACAAAGGAGCACCAACAAUGCAAGAUUGGAAGCUGGUUGAGACCCUCUGCACAUACUUGAAACCCAUUUAUGACGUGGCAAACAUUCUUGCCGCAACAACAAAUCUUCCCUCUGCGAUAACUAUUUUUCAAGAAGUCUGGAAACUGCAGUUGGAUUAUGCUCGUGCGGUGAUGAGUGAGGAUCCUUUCAUUAGCAACCUCACUAAAAUUAUGCAAGAAAAAAUUGACAAGUACUGGAGAGAGUGUAGUCUGGUGUUGGCAACUGCAGUAGUUAUGGAUCCUCGUUUAAAGAUGAAGUUUGUUGAGUAUAGUUUCUCAAGAGUAUAUGGUGAGGAUGCCCAUGCAUAUAUCAAGAUCGUGGAUGAUGGGAUUCAUGAGCUGUUUCGUGAGUACGAGGCCCUUCCCCUCCCACUAACGCCAGCAUAUGCAGACGAAGGAAAGGGAAGCCUGAUGAAGACGGAGGAAUAUCCAGGGGGAACUCUGUUAUCAGAUGGUGGUCUUACUGAUUUUGAUGCCUACAUCAUGGAAACCAGUAGCCAACAAAUGAAGUCAGAGCUUGACGUAUAUCUGGAAGAAUCGCUGCUCCCUCGUGUUCAAGACAUCGAUGUAUGGGGUUGGUGGAGACUAAACAGAGUCAAGUACCCAACCCUUUCCAAGAUGGCUCGGGAUAUAUUGUGUGUUGCAGCAUCAACUGUUCCUCCUGACUCUGUUUUUGAUACGAAAAGCAAAGAGAUGGAUCAGUACCGGAGCUCCUUGCGACCAGAGACCGUGGAAGCGCUUGUUUGUGCCAAGGACUGGAUGCAGUAUGGCAUGUAGCUGCAGAAUCUUCCGCUGCGGCUGUGAAAAUGGGGUUUCUAGAUUUGAGCUUGGACGUGUUGUGCAUGCUGGGAGGUUGAUGGGGAUAGUUUACUACUAGUUCAUAGUUCGUUGUUAGGCUAUAAUUUGUAUCAUAUUUAGACUUGUAUUCCAAUGGCAGACGUGAGAUGUUAAAUUUCUGGUGUAGAAUCAGUGUUAAAUCCUGAUAUAUUUGGGCCUUGACUGGCGGCGGGUCCUACUAUUUGUCUAAAGGUGAUUAUAAUUAAGAAACUAGUCAUUUUUCUUUUGC
Molecule: messenger RNA, 3663 nt
Organism: Neltuma alba
Lineage: Eukaryota; Viridiplantae; Streptophyta; Magnoliopsida; Fabales; Fabaceae
Product: zinc finger BED domain-containing protein DAYSLEEPER
Exons: 2
Coding region: 288-3374 (1028 amino acids)
Molecular function (GO): protein dimerization activity; DNA binding
Source: RefSeq, a predicted model, not a curated record